Molecule: messenger RNA, 644 nt
Organism: Kickxella alabastrina
Lineage: Eukaryota; Fungi; Kickxellomycota; Kickxellomycetes; Kickxellales; Kickxellaceae
Exons: 1
Coding region: 200-595 (131 amino acids)
Source: RefSeq, a predicted model, not a curated record
UUGGCGACGGAGCGCAGCAGCAUCCGCAAUCGAUCGCUGCGGCCAUAAGAACCGCAAGCACUCGUCGUCGAUGGCUACAAACUCGGCGGUUUCAGCAGUGUCGUCGGGCAGCAGCAACUCUGUCCGCAAGAUGUUCAGUGGGUCUUUCCUGCGCGCCUUGCGCAGCCGUGAGUCGGUCAACGAUCCCAACAUCUGAGCGAUGCCAUUUAUUUUGCUAACGCUCAAACAUGUUUUAUUAACAUUCACCUUCACGCCUUCCAUUCCACCACUCCGCCAUUCUACCACUUCUUUCACCCAGCACUAUUCUGGUUUUAUAUUGAAUACACGCUUUCCUGUUUUUUGCUUCUUUCUCCGUUUGCUUGAGCGACGAACCUGCUUUCAACCAGAUUUUAUUUAUUUUUGGAAAUCCAACUGCAAACCAAAGCCGAAGAUGAGCGGCGCGCAUUGUCUGUUGUCUGUUGCCCACUGGACAGCAAAUGGCCGCGCUCGCUCAAUCGGGGAUCAUUGCCACAACCAGUGCUUGAGCUGUGCAAAGGCCAAGUGGGCUGAACCGUUGUCAGUCCGCCGUGUUUUGGGUUUUCUUGAAUUUUCUUGAGUAAUUUUCUAUGGCCACAGAACCUGGUCCGAAUCUACAUGGACAAAAG